AUGUCUUUCCGUAUCUGUUCUUCGCGAUUGAGCGCAUCGCUCAGGCCAUCGCUGGCUCUCCGCCGUGGUUAUGCCUCACCAACCGCUUCCAACCUGCCCGCUGGACUCCAGAAUGCCAUUCAAGUGCGCAAUCACGUCAAGGACAUACUCGCAGACCAGCCGUCUCGUAGGCCAGUCGACUCCUACAUGGUCCCCACCUACGUUCGCCCUCCUCCCAUGUUCCAGAAGGGCGAAGGUUGUNUUUUGUGGGAUGUUGAGAACAGACAAUACCUCGACUUCACAUCAGGAAUCGCCGUCAAUGCUUUGGGUCAUUGUGAUCCCGAGAUGUCCAAGCUGCUCGCUCAGCAAGUCAGUCGCGACCUUGUCCCACAAGCCAAUACACCCAUACUGAUGCUCUGCCUAGNNGCGCAAACCCUCGUUCACACCUCCAACCUAUACCACAAUCCCUGGACUGGCGCAUUGUCCAAGCUACUCGUAGAAAAGACGGUCGAGUCGGGCGCCAUGGCUGACGCAACACGAGCAUUCAUCUGCAAUUCUGGGUCUGAGGCCAACGAGGCUGCCAUCAAGUUCGCUCGCAAGUGUGGCCGCAUGGCCGAUGAGUCGGGAAACAAGCAUGAGCUUGUCUCAUUCCACAACUCUUUCCACGGCCGCACAAUGGGUUCGUUGUCGGCCACUCCCAACCCCAAGUACCAGAAGCCCUUCGGUCCUAUGGUUCCUGGCUUCAAGUACGGCACUUACAACGACAUCGAGGCCAUCAACGACCUGGUUACCGAAAAGACUUGCGGUGUCAUCAUCGAGCCUAUUCAAGGUGAGGGUGGUGUCAACGUUGCAACCGACGACUUCCUCCUUGCCCUCCGCCGCCGCUGCACAGAAGUCGGUGCCGUCCUGAUCUACGACGAGAUUCAGUGCGGUCUCGGCCGUACUGGUACCAUGUGGGCUCACGGAGCUCUCCCCAAGGAAGCACACCCCGACAUCCUGACUACCGCAAAGGCCCUCGGCAACGGCUUCCCUAUCGGCGCUACAAUUGUCACUGAGAACGUCUCCAGCAAGAUUGUCACUGGUGACCACGGAACCACUUUCGGUGGCAACCCUCUCGGUUCCCGCCUUGCACACUACAUUGUUGGCCGUCUCUCCGGCGCCGAGAUCCAAGACGGCGUCAUUCAGAAAGAGAAGGUCUUCCGCAAGCGCUUCGAGCAGCUCAAGCAAAAGUACCCCGAUGUCAUCACCGAGGUCCGUGGACGUGGUCUCCUGCUCGGUGUCCAGCUGUCUCAAGACCCCACUCCUGUCAUCACCGCCGCCCGCGAACGCGGUCUUUUGAUCAUUACUUGCGGAACCAACACCCUCAGAUUCGUCCCUCCGCUCAUCAUCUCCGAGUCUGAGAUUGAGCAGGGCAUGAACAUUCUCGAAGACGCCAUGAAGGCUGUUUUCAGAACCGACGAGCACAUUCCUGGUACAGACGGCCAGCAAGAGAUGCGCGACUCAUAG
This is a messenger RNA of Aureobasidium musti, 1485 nucleotides long. NCBI's taxonomy places the organism in Eukaryota, Fungi, Ascomycota, Dothideomycetes, Dothideales, Saccotheciaceae. The record is from the annotation of a GenBank genome assembly.